Molecule: messenger RNA, 1165 nt
Organism: Tilletiaria anomala UBC 951
Lineage: Eukaryota; Fungi; Basidiomycota; Exobasidiomycetes; Georgefischeriales; Tilletiariaceae
Exons: 1
Coding region: 287-1090 (267 amino acids)
Source: RefSeq, a predicted model, not a curated record
GGACCGCGGAUUGCGAGCACUCUCACUUGUGACCUCGGCAGCAUUCACCACCACUCUUGUCGUUGACACUCAUAUGUCAUUCAACACAGCAUCACACCGCUCGUUGGCAACAAUUUGAAUCCUUGCCGGCUCGUUGUCAUCAGAAGCGCCGAGAAUUAAGACUACGUUUGACGUGCGAUCGCUUUUGCUGAGCCCAGCAGGUUGACCCGGCAGGCCUACCCAGGUGCGGUCGCGAUAUCAAAGACGGACCCCUUCACAAGAAUCUUAAGUGCACUACCUGUCAAAGAUGGCAUUCAGCAAGAAAGAACGCACCGGCGAGAAUGCCAAGCCGCUCGGUAGCGCACGACGUUGGGGAGCGCCUGCCACAGGGACUGACGAUAGGAGCGGGACUGGCAGCGCCGUAACAAAUGGCGCUGAGCGCCCCAGUUGGGGUGUGCAAGAAUUAGCCUCGUCAAGUUCUCCGAAGAAAUCGGAGUACACAGAUUCCCAUACCAGCGGCCCAAAUGGAGCAACCGCACCAGGCUGGGAUGAUGAUAGCGUUGUGCAUCACAUUGGCGAAACUUCGCAUUAUGGAGGGUCGGGCUUGUCAUCAAAAUCGAGCAACAGCCGGGCUAUCCAAAGGGAAGACUGGUCCAGGCUUGAUUACGGGGACACUGUUUACUCUCGCGGAAACGAGUCGAGGUGGUCCAAUUCGCUCUCCCGGGAGCCCUGUUACCGAAAUCAGAAAGGGCGUACGGGAGAAAAUGUAACUGCUCUGGGUGUCCACGGGUGCUGGGGUGGCAAUGUGGAGGGGCAGCAAAGGGUUGCUGACACGGAUGAGGAUGCAGGUCAAGAAAACCCUCAGGAGGUCGGUCCCAUUUCAACUCAGAGAGACGGCGCAGAAACUUCAACUCAGAUUAUGCCCGCACAGCAUCCAAUUCAGAGCAUACAUGCGCCCAGCCAUCCCAACGGCACUGCGAAGAAACAGGAGAGACAAGCCGCCAUGCCCAGUGCAAAAGCUAUCGCUAUCACCGGUAAGUGCAACUAUAGCUGUGCACACCUCCAUGUGUCUCGAGUGCUCAAUCGCAAACUUGAAUCCUUUCAUCCAUAGCCGCGGCACCCGAAUCGCAGAGAUACCCACAAUUGACAUCGCAAAUACCACACGAGCCGCCAAUAGCCCCACAGC